Chenopodium quinoa (quinoa) is the source of this 2921-nucleotide messenger RNA. Its product is annotated as pentatricopeptide repeat-containing protein At2g02980, chloroplastic-like. Lineage: Eukaryota; Viridiplantae; Streptophyta; Magnoliopsida; Caryophyllales; Amaranthaceae. Gene Ontology annotation, molecular function: RNA binding; protein binding. Gene Ontology annotation, biological process: RNA modification. Bases 627 to 2183 code for a protein of 518 amino acids. The record is from RefSeq and is a predicted model, not a curated record. The transcript has 3 exons.
UAUGACUGAAGUUGGACCAAUAAUUUAUAUAUAAAAAAAAUAUCUUAAUAGGAUUGGAGGUGUUACGUUGACUAUGGCAUAAGCUAACCAUUAAAGGAGAUUAUUAUGCGUCUCUUUUCAUUGUCAUUAGUAUAGAAUUCAUAAUGGAAAAUAAUGCAGAGAAUAUUUAAUGUUGUCUCAAAACGGUAACAAACUAGGUUAGUUGAUAUUCACAUAUCCUGUUGGUAUUUUAUGCUCUUAAUAUGUUUCUUUUCAAGUUAGUUUGUAGAGUUUAGUUCAGAGUAGGAAAUUGCAAAGACUAUAAUCUAUAUUUGAAUGUAUCCAAUUGUACGUCAAUAAAUUCCGCUAAAUUUUUUACUAUAGAAAGUAUUAAUGAAACACCCCCUAAGUUACUCAUAAUUUUUUUUUUUCCUUUUUUUUUUUUUUUUUUUUUUUUUUUGAUAUCGAUUUCUUCUACUACAUAUGGAGUUCCUACCGAUUGCGUUAAUUUAGCUCUCAACUUUACAAGUACGUCGACUCCGUAUUAAACAUUAGUAGAUCAAUUUCUUACAAAAAAUUUCAAAGCUCUUUUAUUUACCAUCUCAAUUUUUACCAAUGAGUGUCCACAUCAACAACUUAUUAGGACCAUGAAACCCUUUCAUGGCAGGUUAGCAACAUCUUUGAAAUGGAUUCAUUCUUUCACACGUUCAAAUUCAUCUUUAUCACUCAAAACUUCCAUAAAUUCAUCUCAAAUUCUGGGAAAACUCUCAAACCCUUCUCAAAUGAAGCAGAUUCUUGCCCAAAUUAUCAUUCAGAAUCAACAUUUGGACCAAUUUUAUCUUAUGAAGUUCAUUGAUAUUUGUGCUACUUCAAAUGGGUUUACUUCCUCUGCUGUUAUUUUCUCUCAAUUUCAUGAAUUUUUCGACUCUUUUGUUUGUAAUUCAGUUCUUAGAACUUAUACCCAUUUAAAGAAAUACUGGCAUUCAAUUUUUGUGUAUGUACAAAUGCAUAAACAUGGUAUAUCCCCUGAUUUAUUGACUUUUCCUGCUGUAAUUAAAUCAACUGCUCAUUUGGGUCGUCGUAGAUUAGGGAAAUCAUUGCAAUGUUGCGUAAUUAAGAUGGGUUUUGGUUCAGAUUUGUUUGCAAAUACUGCACUUGUUCAUAUGUAUUGUUCUUGUUUGUCGAUUGAUGAUGCCCGCAGAGUGUUUGAUGAAAUGCCUGAGAGAAAUUCUGUUUCUUGGAACGCGUUAAUUACUGGUUAUGUACAUGGAAGGCGGUUUUUAGAGGCGUUUGAUGUGUUUAGGGACAUGAUGAGGGAUGGGGUAGAGUUAAGGGAGGUGACUAUGGUGGGGCUAUUAUCGGCUUGUGCUAACUUAGGAGCUCUGGAUCAUGGGAGGUGGGUUCAUGACUAUAUAAGACAAAAUGGGUUGGCGUUGAAUGUAUAUGUUGGCACUGCUCUUAUUGAUAUGUAUUCAAAAUGUGGGAAUCUUGAAGAAGGUUUUAAGGUUUUUAAGGCAAUGAAGGUUAAAAAUGUGUGCACUUGGAAUGUUUUGAUUUCUGCAUACUCGAUGAAUGGACGAGGAGAGGAUGCUUUAAUGGCAUUUUAUAGCAUGGUUUUUGAUGACUAUAAGCCUGAUGAUGUUACAUUUUUGGCUGUUUUAUCGGCUUGUUUUCAUGAAGGUCUUGUUGGUGAGGGCAGGUCUCAUUUUAGAAGUAUGAAAGAGGAGUUUGGAGUGGAACCAAAGAUGGAGCAUUAUGGUUGUAUGAUUGAUCUGCUCAGCCGUGCUGACUUAAUUGAUGAAGCCAUGGAACUAAUUAGGACCAUGCCAUUGAUUCCAGACCCGACCAUUUGGAGGGCAUUGCUUCGUGCCUUUCAAUUUCGUGAAAAUUUCCAUUUGGUUGAACUUGUGAUUCUGAAACUCGUUGAACUAGAACCACAGAAUGGAGAUAACUUUUUCUUAUUGUCAAAUCUAUGUAUACAACAGCAAAGAUGGGCAGAAGUUGAGAUAGUGAGGGAAAUGACGAAGGAUAGAGGUAUCCAGAAUCUUCCUGGCUACAGUUCAGUUGUUAUCAACAGUGAAAUUUAUGAGUUUAUUGCAUCAUAUGAUAUUAAACCUGGACUUGAGGAGAUAUAUAAAGUUUUGGCGUGUAUGGCCAAGAAUCUAAGAUUAUCAAGUUGUGUUACUGAUAGUGAAAUGUUGUAGCAUGAUCUUGUUGAAGAGAACAUUUUUUGGUUGCCUCUUCUCCUUUUGUAAAUUAGCUAUUACCUGGAUAUUAAUCUUCAUAAGAUUUUGGCCAAAGUUACAUAUUUCUGUUCUCCGGGAUAGAUUGGAGCUUGGUAAUUGGUAUCUCACUUAAAAGCCAAAGCCAAGAAACUUUAAAUGACUCAGGCUUACCCCUCAUGAAAAUUUUCAAUUUAUUGUCAGAGUGCUCUGGUAAUGCCUGAACCCCUUCAAUUUUUUUAUUUUUUUUUUGACACACUGAACAUGUCACUAUGCUAUGUCUUGUUAAUUUGUGGACUGUUGGUCCAAGUUUUCUUCUGAACAGGUAAAUGUGUGUCACAAACUGAUGACUUUAGUAAUUUUUAUCUUGUUAAGAGGCUAUUUUAAAAUUUCGAUGAUAUGUAAGAUGGAUUAUAGGAAGCUGCUGCAUGAAAAUCAAUGGAGCAGCACUAAUUAUCAGAUUAAAUUCACAUUUUACUGAGACGGACAACAAAAACUAGCUGGAAUAUGAUUCAACAAAUUCAAUAAACUCAUAUUGGAGCUCAUCCUCUUCCAAAACUUUUGCAGCAAGGUGUUGGAAUCAUUUGUUAGGUCAUCACGAGGCUGUGUUUUGGGGAGCAUAUAUGCUGAAUCUGAACAAGGCAGUACUUUGUGCGACCACUAUCAUCAAUACACAAAAAAGAAAAUAUGUCAACCUCGAAUCUUUCGCUGGAACACUGG